Messenger RNA from Huiozyma naganishii CBS 8797, 1191 nucleotides. Its product is annotated as putative aminophospholipid translocase regulatory protein. The record is from RefSeq and is a predicted model, not a curated record. The transcript has a single exon. NCBI's taxonomy places the organism in Eukaryota, Fungi, Ascomycota, Saccharomycetes, Saccharomycetales, Saccharomycetaceae. Gene Ontology annotation, cellular component: Golgi apparatus; plasma membrane; endoplasmic reticulum. The coding region runs from base 1 to 1191 and encodes 396 amino acids.
AUGAAACUGUCCUUUCGGUGGCCCAAGCCGCCUGGUAGACAUAGUAGGCGGCCUCUAAACACAGAUUUCCGGCAGCAACGAUUGAAGGCAUGGCAACCGGACCUUUCUCCACAGAGUGUGUUACCUGUCCUGAUAUUAAUUGCGUGUAUUUUUGCACCUAUCGGAGUGGGGCUGGUGAUUAGUGCUGUAAAUGUCCAGAAUAUAACGAUUGAUUACCAAACGUGCCACUUAGAGGCCCCUACAAAUGGGGAGUUCAAGACUAUCCCCGCUCAGUACGUGGACUAUCAUUUCAAAAAAAAGGUGACCAUGCAACCUAAGUGGACUUUGGUGAAGAAUGAUCAGAACGAUCCCGAAAACAUGACAUGUCGCCUGCAGUUCCAGGUACCCAGUGAAAUCGAUUCAUCAAUUUAUGUGUAUUAUAAGCUGACCAAAUUCAAUCAAAAUCAUAGGAAAUACGUGAUAUCCUUUGACGAAAACCAGUUGAAGGGUGAUGCACUUUCAGUGGAUGAUCUGACGACACAUUGCAAGCCACUGAGGGAACAAGACAAUAAGAUUGUUUAUCCAUGUGGACUGAUCGCAAACUCAAUGUUUAAUGACACAUUUGACUUGCGACUGUUUAACCAAGAAAAUACCUCAGCUAGCUACCCACUGAGCAACAGCGAUAUAUCAUGGUCAAGCGAUAGAAGUAAUUUUGGUUCGACGAAAUAUAACGCCUCUCAAAUUGUACCACCACCGAACUGGGCCAAAAUGUUUCCGAACGGAUACAACGAUGAUAAUAUACCGAAUUUGCAUACAUGGCAAGAAUUUCAAGUAUGGAUGCGGACUGCCGCGUUGCCAAAAUUCUAUAAACUGGCAUUAAAGAAUGACGAUAAAAGCGACAUCCUACAUGAGGGAAUUUAUACGAUGGACCUCGGUCUGAAUUACCCCGUAUUAUCGUUCAAUGGGACGAAAUCGUUUGUGCUGACCAAUAAUCACAUUAUCGGCGCAAGGAACGUCUCCUUAGGUGUCAUUUUUUUAAUUGUGGCAGGGAUUUGUAUCUUAUUUGCUGUGGUUUUCCUAACCAAAGUGAUAAUCCAACCGAAAGUACUCGUCCAGCAUAACUAUUUGGAGUACACCAUGGAACCAAGGACCAGGCCUGCAAGAGUAAGAUCUUUUGAUAAACGGGCCCCUCCCAUCAGGGAAAUUUUGUAA